AUGUGUUGUGAUAAAGAAAACUGUUUUGUUGAUCGCGUGUCUGUUGAGUCUUUAUUUUGUUUUUCAUUCUUUUUUGCAUUAUUUCUUUCAUUCUUUCUACUUGUUUUUCUUCGUUCUUUCUACUUGUUUUUCGUCUUUCUUUCUCCGUUCCUCUCUUCCGGUCUUUCUUUCUUUCUUUCUUUCUUUCUACCAAAUUUUCGUCGCUCCUUCUUCUUUCUAACAAUUUUUCUUCUUUCUUUCUUUCUUUCAUUCUACCAAAUUUUCAUAUUUCUUCUUUUCUCUCUUUCUUUUUUCUUUCUUUCUUUCUUUCUUUCUUUCUUUCUUUCUUUCUUUCAAUCAGUUUUUCUUCAUUCUUUCUACCUGUUUUUCGUCUUUCUCCCUUUUUCUACCAAAUUUUCUUUCUUUCUUUCUUUCUUUCUACCAGUUUUCUUUUUCUUUCUACGAGUUUUUCAUUCUUUCUUUCGUUUUCUUUGUUUCUUUCUUUUUUGCAGAUUACUUUCUUUCUACCAGUUUUCUUUCUUUCUAUUUUCAUUUUUUACUUCUUUCCUUCUUUCUUUCUUUCUUUCUUUCUUUCUUUUCUUUUCUUUCCUUCAGCCUUCUCCCAUCUUUUUUCUUUCUUUCUUUCUUUCUUUCUUUCUUUCUUUCUUUCUUUCUUUCUUUCUCGUCGUCCGUUCUUACUUUCUUUCUUUCUCCUUUUCUUUCUUUCUUUCUUUCUCGUCGUCCGUUCUUACUUUCUUUCUUUCUCCCUUUCUUUCUUUUUUCUUUUUUUCUCCCUUUCUUUCUUUCUUUCUUUUUUUCUUUUUUUCUUUCUCGUCAUUGUUUGUCUCUUUCAUUCGUUCGUUCUUUCUUUUUUAUUUCUUUGUUAUGCUAAUAUUUCAUUUUAUACGAUUAACCUCAUAUCGUAUUUUCUUAAUUUCGUUUUUUUUUCCUUAUUUUGUACUUUCUUUCUUCCUUUCUUUCUUUCUGUGUGUCUUUCUUAGACUAUUUGUUCUUCUCUCUCCUUUCUAUUUCUUUCUUUCUUUCUUUCUUUCUUUCUUUCACCAUUCUUUCUUUUUUUUACCUUUUAUCGAUUGUUCGUUUCUUUCAUUCGUUCGUUCUUUCUUUGUUAUGCUAAUAUUUUAUUUUAUACGAUUAACCUCAUAUAGCAAUUUCUUUUUUUCGUUUUUUCCCUUCUUUCUUUCUUUCUUUCUUUCUUUCUUUCUUUCUUUCUUAGACGACUUGUUCUACUCUCUCCUUUCUAUUUCUUUCUUUCUUUCUUUCACCAUUCUUUCUUUUUUUACUUUUUCAUUGAUUGUUUGUUUCUUUCAUUCGUUCGUUCGUUCUUUGUUAUUUGUUCUUUCUUUCUUUCUUUCUUUCUUUCUUUCUUUCUUUCUUUCCUUCUUUCUUUCUUACGUUUUUAAUUUCUUCAUCGCUUCUUUUUUCUUUCUUUUAUUCAUCCAUCCGCUCUUUCUUGCUUUAUUUGUUAUUUCUUUCUCUAUAAUUUUCUUUCCUUUUUUUUUUCAACUUUCCCUUCCGCUUUUUCUUUCCUUUGUUCUCUCAUUCAUUUACUCGUCUUUCUUUUUUACUUUUUUCAUCAAUUGUUUCUUUCUUUCAGUUCUUCAUUAUUUCUUUCUUCCUUUCUUUUCCUUUCUAAUUUAUUCGUUCUUUCUUUCUUUCUUUUCUUCUUUCUUCAUCCUUUUUUUCUUUCUUUCUUUCUUUUCCUUUCUAAUUCCUUCAUUCUUUCUUUAUUUUUUUUCUAAUUUCUUUCUUUCUUUUCAUUUCUUUCUUUCUUUCUUUCUUUUUCUAGUUUCUUCGUUCUUUCUUUCUUUCUUUCUUUCUUUUCCUUUACACACAUUAAUAAACGUCUUUUCCAAAUAUCUAUCUAAUAAUCUAUCUAUCCAUAUUUAUCUAUCUAUCUAUCUAUCUAUCUAUCUAAAACAUCUCAUUCUGUCUGUGUUUUUUAUAUCUAUCUAUCUAUCUAUCUAUCUGAUCUAUUUUCAGUCUAUUGGACUGAAAAUGUAUGUAUGCAUGUAUCUAUCUAUAUAUCUCUCUAUCUCUCUCCUCUAUCUAUCUAUCUAUCUAUCUGAAUAUAUAUCUAUCUAUCUCAUCUAUCUGGUCUUUUCAUAUCUAUCUAUUUUCUAUCUAUCUAUCUAUCUAUCUAUGAAUUUCUUUAAUUCUUUAUCAUUAAAUCUUUUAAUUAGGAUUGAAAACAUCAAGAACAUCUUCUAUAAAACUAUCUAUCUAUCUUCAAAUUUUUUAUGCAUCUAG
Acanthosepion pharaonis is the source of this 2247-nucleotide messenger RNA. Lineage: Eukaryota; Metazoa; Mollusca; Cephalopoda; Sepiida; Sepiidae. The record is from the annotation of a GenBank genome assembly.